CGCGCCCCUGAGGGCCUGACACUGACGACCGACCGUGGCCAUGGCGCCCCCGAGCCUCUCGCGGGCUCUGGGCCUGGGCCUGCUCGCGCUCUGCCUCCUGGCGCUGCCCGGUGACGCCCGUGCCCGCCCGGCGGAACGCAGAGUCGGAGAACGCCAGAACCUGUCACUCAGUGACCCGCAGGUGCAGAAGGCAGCGCAGGCGGCCGUGGCCAGCUACAACAUGGGCAGCAACAGCCUCUACUACUUCCGCGACACCAGGAUCCUCAAGGCCCAGAGUCAGCUGGUGGCCGGCAUCAAGUACUACCUGACCCUGGAGAUGGGGAGCACAGCCUGCCGGAAGAACGUGGCCACCGGAGAUGGCGUAGAUGUCACUACCUGCCCCCUGGCCACAGGCGUGCAGGAGGAGAAACUGCGCUGUGACUUCGAGAUCCUGGUGGUCCCCUGGCAGAAUUCCUCCCAACUUCUAAAGCAUAACUGUGUGACCAUAACCUAGACCCCUUCAGGCACGGGAACCGGAAGGAGCAGGUGCAGCGCGGAAGGCACACAUCCAUGGAUGUAUCUGUCACAAUAAAGUGCUGCCGGCUUCUCACA
Messenger RNA from Prionailurus viverrinus (fishing cat), 591 nucleotides. RefSeq names its product cystatin E/M (gene CST6). Bases 41 to 493 code for a protein of 150 amino acids. The transcript has 3 exons. Gene Ontology annotation, cellular component: extracellular exosome. Lineage: Eukaryota; Metazoa; Chordata; Mammalia; Carnivora; Felidae. The record is from RefSeq and is a predicted model, not a curated record. Gene Ontology annotation, molecular function: cysteine-type endopeptidase inhibitor activity.